AAAUUAAGGCACCACAGAGCCCUUUGGGGGAAACAGCAGUGUUGACAUAUGAGCAUAGUGACAUCCUGCCAAAGUCUUGAUGUCACAAUGGAAAUGCUUAUGUAAAUAUGCAACCAUGUGUCUAAGUCCUUGAGACGCCAGCACCUGAGAAAUAACAAAAUAAAAUGCUGGUCAAGAGGAAGCAAAAACUGCUACGGAGAACUCAGGAGAUGGCAAAUAGUCAGAGAAAAGCAAAUGUAGCACUAAAGUACAACAAAGAAAAGAAGAUUGCCAUAGCCAGGAUCAAUCUGGAUGUGAUGGAGCUCUUAGAGGAAGACCUCACCUGUCCCAUUUGUUGUGGCUUGUUUGAUGAUCCUCGGGUUUUACCUUGUUCUCACAACUUUUGCAAGAAGUGUUUGGAGGGAAUCCUAGAGGGAAAUGUCCGGAGUGUGGUUUGGAGACCACCUCCCCUUUUCAAGUGUCCUACCUGCCGGAAGGAGACGCCUGUUACAGGAAUCAACAAUUUACAAGUCAACUACUCCCUGAAAGGUAUAGUGGAGAAGUAUAACAAAAUAAAAGUAACUCCCAAAAUGCCUAUGUGUAAGGUACACAGUGGGCAGCCCCUCAACAUUUUCUGCCGCACAGAUAUGCAGCUGAUAUGUGGUAUCUGUGCUACUCGAGGUGACCACACAAAGCAUGUAUUUUGCUCCAUUGAAGAUGCCUAUUCCCAAGAGAAGCGUGCUUUUGAGACUCUGUUUCAGGGCUUUGAAACAUGGCGUUGUGGGGAUGCACUCUCCCGGCUGGACACCUUGGAAACAAGCAAGAGGAAAGCACUCCAGAUGCUGACAAAGGAUUCUGACAAAGUGAAAGAGUUCUUUGAUAAACUGCAGCACACACUGGAGCAGAAAAGAAAUGAGAUUCUGUCUGACUUUGAGACCAUGAAGCUUGCUGUGAUGCAGGCAUAUGACCCAGAAAUCAAUAAAUUAAACACCAUUCUACAAGAGCAACGAAUGGCUUUUAACAUUGCAGAAGCUUUUAAGGAUGUAUCUGAGCCCAUUAUAUUUCUGCAACAGAUGCAGGAGUUCAGGGAAAAAAUCAAAGUGAUUAAGGAAACCCCUUUGCCUUGUUCCAGUGUAGUCAUCAACCCUACAAUAAAAAGCUUUGAUACCAGCCAAUGGGAUGGUGUAAAACUAAUAGAUGUGGACAAGCUUUCUUUGCCUCAGGAAAACAGUACACUUAAUUUCAAGAUUCCCUCAGUCUUUUCACACAGAUUUAUAGUGACUUCUCUGAUUUGCUUAUUUCUCCUUGGAGUUACCAGAAUGACCUUUGUAGAAUCUGUCUUUGACAAUCUUCAGUGCUGGAAAACUCAACUCUUUACAAUUGGGUCAUCCUACCUGGCAGAUACUGUGGUUAUAGCUGAUCAUGCAGUGUUCUAUUGGGAGCAAAUGACAGAUGGAGCUUUUCUUCUAAGUGAAAAGUGCAAAAAUUAUACACUAGUAGUAUUGGAUAAUGUUGCACAAUUUGUGUGCAAGUAUAAACUAUUAUAAAAUGCAACAUAAAAGCACAGAUUAAGAUGCCCGAGAAAUGACUGGAACUCAGGUGUAGAAAACAGUUUAAAAAAAACCUUCAAAAUCUCUGACUUCUGAUGGAAGCAUAUAAGACUCAGAAUGUUUCUGGAGGAGUUGUUGUUCAUAUAGCUCUAGCACUGGUAUGCUGAAAGUGAAACCAAACUUUGGAAAACUAUACCUUUGCUUCUGAGAGCUUGUUUCAAAAUGUGUUUUUUUUUUUUUUUUUUUUAAUAAUGCAUUUCUUUGCUCUGACCAAAAUGUAAGGCAAAACUAACAAUGUGUAUAUAUAGUCAAAUAUUAAUAUAACUGAGUGAUUUUUUUUUUAAUGUCCUAUUGUAAAAACUGCUGGUCCUUCAAUGCAUCAACCUUUGUUGUUGUUGUUGUUACGGGAAGUUGUUUGAAAUUAAGAAGGAUGCUCCUGAUCGCCAGGAGAGGUAGGCUGUAAAGUUUGCCUAAGACUGGCCAGCCAUUUCAAAAUACCAGAUAUUAAAUUUCACUGAUGCCUCAUUCUGAUAUUCAGAGUACUAUAGAUAAAUUGGAUAUUACAGGGUUUAUAAAAAAGUCUUCAGGGCAGUCGUCUUGAACAAAUUGCAGCAUGAAAGAGAAACAUGUGGAAGUGAGUGGGGCAAAAUAAGCUGCAAGGUGCCCUUUUAUGUGCUGUGCAAUAACAUUUUGGUGUUUUUUUU
Messenger RNA from Pelodiscus sinensis (Chinese soft-shelled turtle), 2233 nucleotides. RefSeq names its product tripartite motif containing 13 (gene TRIM13). The record is from RefSeq and is a predicted model, not a curated record. Gene Ontology annotation, molecular function: zinc ion binding. NCBI's taxonomy places the organism in Eukaryota, Metazoa, Chordata, Testudines, Trionychidae.